Molecule: messenger RNA, 819 nt
Organism: Nicotiana tabacum (common tobacco)
Lineage: Eukaryota; Viridiplantae; Streptophyta; Magnoliopsida; Solanales; Solanaceae
Source: RefSeq, a predicted model, not a curated record
AUGGACUCUUCUAAGUCCAUAUACACUCCCAUUUCCAUUGAAACAAAGUUGGACCUUGAUGAAAAAGGAAAAAGUGUGGAACAUAAGCUAUAUAGAGGAAUGAUUGGGUCAUUGUUGUAUCUCACAGCAAGCAAGCUUGAUAUUGUAUUUAGUGUGGGAUUGUGUGCAAGAUUUCAGGCAAAUCCCAAAGAGUCUCAUCUGAAGGCUGUCAAAAGGAUACUCCGAUAUUUUAAAGGGACUUUUGAUAUGUGUCUGUGGUAUCCUAGAGGAUACAACUUUGAUCUAGUUGGUUAUGCUGAUGUUGGCUAUGCAGUCACCAUGUUUAAAUCAAGCCAAACUCCCUCUAAAGAAAAAUCCUCAUCCAAGUCUGAAGUCAAACCCAAGAACAUGAAACCCAAACCAAAGAAAAGUGCAAAAUCAACUACUGAACCUGCACCUGCACAUGUUCCCUCUCUACUUAUACCCUCUACUGUACUUGCACAAUCAUCCCAUAUUCCUGUAGCACCCGCUGUUUCCACCUCUACUGGACCUUCAUCCCCAAAACCACCUUCACAUGCACCUGUGUUUGCUACAUCAAGAAAAUCUGUUAAGGAUGACAAGGUGGUAAUUUGUGCUGCUAUUAAGGAGGACACAGUGGUGAAGAAAGUUGUGGCUCAGGGGGAAUCUGUGCCAACUACUACUGAUCAGGUAAAAUUACCUCCAUCAAAGUUAGAUGUUUUGGUUUCUGCUAUUGAAGUUGCACCCUUAGAAAUUGUUCCACCCAUAAGUGACAAACCUCGAGUGAAGGAAACUAAUUUAGAAACAGACAUUGCAACUUAG